Molecule: messenger RNA, 6066 nt
Organism: Vespula vulgaris
Lineage: Eukaryota; Metazoa; Arthropoda; Insecta; Hymenoptera; Vespidae
Gene: Sdc
Product: syndecan
Exons: 5
Coding region: 157-879 (240 amino acids)
Biological process (GO): cell migration
Cellular component (GO): cell surface; membrane
Source: RefSeq, a predicted model, not a curated record
UGUGGUGUGUGUCGCGUUGUUGCUCUCUUCGAUUUUUCGUUGCUUCCUUUUUCUGGCUGCGACUUACGCGGCUCCGAAUCAUACUUUAUUCGCUUUCGUGAAAACGGCGUUACAGCUGCGGGCUCGCCAGGAGCCUACCUGAAAACACAGAGAAAAAUGAGACGAAGGAUAUUGUGGAUUCUGGUUAGCACGGCCGUCAUUCUCACGGAAUGCAACGCCGCUACGGAGAAGGAACAGAACGAGAAGGGCGAGAGAACGUUGGGAAGUUCGAAUUAUAAUUCCUUCCCAGACGAUCUCUACCUGGACGAUCAAGAGGCCUCGGAAGGUUCUGGACGAGGUGGAAGCGAAGGACGAGACGACCUUGAAGCAUCCGGUAGUGGCCUUGGCCCUGACGACGAGGAUGGUGACGAUGAACGUGAAUUCGACACGACCAAUAACAGAAUAGAACCAGUGCCAAAAAAAACAAUUGAACCAAAGGAACCGUAUUCUAUUGAUGAAAGCAACAACAAUAAUAAAGUUCAAACCAACGACGAAACGAUAAACCGAGUGAAUAACGAAGAGGUCGAUGUAAUCGGGCCCUCGACCGGGGAGGACGAGCACGUGGAUAACAUUGGCGAUAGCCAAGACGUUUACAUAAUGAAUCCAAAGCACGAAGACCGUGCCAGUUCGUUCUUUGCACAACCAGGCGUUCUAGCGGCGGUGAUCGGUGGAGCUGUAGUCGGCCUAUUGUGUGCCAUACUCGUGGUGAUGUUCAUCGUCUAUAGGAUGCGCAAAAAAGACGAAGGUUCGUACGCAUUAGAUGAGCCAAGAAGAUCGCCGGCGGCCCAAGCCUUUCCAAAACCUGGCGCACCCCAUCACAAUCGAGAAUUUUAUGCUUGAAGAGACGUAGCCCUUCUGGCUUCGUUACCGACUAAUAUUCCUACCAGUAAUCUUCUGGUAGAAUGUCGCGAUUUCAAGCCAGGGAAUAGAAAGACACGUUCGAUCGAAUCGACGUAUCAAGACGAUCGUAGCUGGACGAUGAUUUGAAUGAUCUAGCUAUUAUGCUCGAUGCUAAUGAUGAUGAUGAUGUUGAUGAAGAUGAUGAUGAUGAUGAUGAUGAUGAUGUUGAUGAUGAUGAUAAUAAUGACGGCGACGAUGACGGCGACGAUGACGACGACGAUGAAAAAAAAAACAAAAAAAAGCAAAAAAACGGCGUAACAUGUGGCAGCUCUUCAUAGAAUAUAACAAAAAAAAUCAUACAUAAAAAAGAAAAGCAGAAAGAAAGAAAACGGGGAAAAAAGUAAUAAUACAAACAAACAAAACAAAUAUGGCGGACGAGAAGACGCGUCGCCGAUCGACCAAUCCAGCGACGAUAAUUACUCUAUUAUCUUAGAGCGUACUCGUUCGCCAAUCAGACACUAGUGUGUAGCGAUUGAAACGCGCUCUGCAGUCCUACCUCCGCUCUCUCCUUCUAAAGAAAAAAAAAAUAUAUAUAUAUAUAAUAAUAGUUAAUUUAAAACUAAAUGAUUCUACGCGCGCGAGCGAAUCUGCGUUUUUUAACUCUUCAUAGUUUUAAUAAUUUAUUAACUAUUUUUUUCUUUUUUUUUUUUAUUUCGAAAUCCAGAACAUAUCGAUUUCGAAAUUUUAACUAAAUCGACGAUGUCUAAUUUAUUUUUAUUCACAUGACUUGUUCCUUCUUUUUUCUUCUUUUUUUUUUAGAACGAAGCGGAUUCAGGUCGAAGCGUUUUAAUCUAACUUUUAAUCCUUUUUAUCGAGUAGCAAUCGAUAAAACCAGCCAUAUUAGUGUUAUCCUUUUUAUGUUUAUCUAAUCUUAUCUUAUCUUUUCUUUUUUAUUUAGUUUUUUUCCUACUUUCGUGUCUCGGUAGCUAUAUCCACGAGCAUAAUCUCGUGGCGAUCUUCUUAUAUUGUUUUCUUUAUCUUUUUCUUUUGUUUUUUUUUUUGUUUUAUUUUAUUUCUCUUUUUAAUAAACUCUUACUAAUCAAAUCAAUCAUCAAUCGUGGUGUAUAUUCGUGCUCUCUAGUAAAUGUGAAAGACGAGACGAAUCUGUAUAUGGACUAUAUUUUAAAGGUGUUCGCGAUCCUGUUCUUUUUUCUAGCUUUUGGUGGAAGGAGGGAAUAUAUAUAUACAUAUAUAUAUAUAUAUAUAUAUAUAGAAAAAUAAUAUAUAUAUAUAUGUAUAUAUGAAUAAAAACAAUAAGAAUUUUCAUGGACACCGAUUCCGAAUGCAUUUACACAAGCCAGUAGGUCGUGUGCGAAAUCUAUGCAUUUACGUAUAGCUGCAUAUUAUUAUUAUUAUUAUUAUUAUUAUUAUUACUAUUAUUACUAUUAUUAAUAUAAAUAUAUAUUUAUGUGUGCAUAGUAAGAAUGAGAGAGAGAGAGAGAGAGAGAGAGAGAAAGAGAGAACGAGCGAAAGAAACAGAAUGAAAAGGAGAGUGAAUGAAAGAGAGAGAGAGAGAGAGAGAAACGUGAAGUAAAAUUUGUGUUGUUACACAAUAAAAAAGAAAUAAGUAAAGAAAAGGGCCACCACAUUAAUAAUAUUGUUGAUUUUUUUUUGCUAUCUUCCCUAAGGGAAGAAAAAAAGAAGAAAAAGAAGGAAUAAUUAGCGUCGUUUCUUUCUUUUUUUUCCUUUAAUAAUAAUGCAAUCGAUGUAAAAUGUUAACGAUCGAAUCUUCGUUACCUUUUAUCCCGAUUACUCGAUUAAAUCGUAACUGCGUUUCCUAUCAUUUUACUUACAAUGUUAUAAUUAUGAACGAAAAACGAAAUAGAAAAGAAAAAAUACAUAUUAAAAAUACCAUCAAGAUUAAGAGCAAGAUAACAACGAGGGUGAUGACGAUGAUAGGGGACGAUAUGGGUUGAGAAUUUGUCGAGAUAAAGGGUAAACGAGAUUUAAACGAGAAAAUUAAUGAUGUUUCUCACACACAAAUGUGUAAUAUAAUAAUAAGCCUAUGAAUGAUUAUAAUUAUAAUUAUAUAAGUCGAGUCGAUCGUUUAGCGAGCAACUCUGUACAUAUCGAUACUUGAUUAACGAUCGACUGCUUUCAAUUUUUAUUUUUAUCUUAUCUUAUUUUAUUUUAUAUUCCUUUAUUUUUUCUUUAAACUUAUAUGUCUCUCGAUAAUCGAUCGAUAUUUGACGUUUUCUCGUCCAUGCAAUUUUAAAUUAAUUAAUUGAUUGAUUAAUUAAUUGUAUACUUUGGCUGAACGUUUGCGCCUUAACGUUCUAUUCGCUUUUAAUUUUUUAAUAUAUAUAUAGACAUAUAUAUAUAUAUAUUUAUUAAAAGAAAAAAUAUAUAUAUAUAUUUAACGAAUAUAUGCAUAUAUAAUAUUAUUAUUAUUAAUUGUAAAAAAAAUAAUAUUUCGAUCGUCUAAUACAGUGAACCGGUUUCAUUGGAUCGAUCUAAUUCAAUAACAAUGGUUGCAAUGUUGAAUUAAUUCAUUUGUAAUAAUGAUUUUCAAUAGAUUUAGAUCAUUCACGUGAUUGCAUUUAUUUCUAAAAAAUUCUAUUAAUCUUUUUAACCAUAAAUGGUGUCAUACAUAUAUUUGUAUAUAUGUUUUAAUUUUCUUUUCUUUUUUAAAGAUCGGAUAUACGUUCGUUGAAAUAAAAAAUUAAAAUUUUGGUGCGCUAUAAUGGAAAAAUGGCGUCGCUCCCUUCUUCCACCUGACAAUGACGAUGACUACGACGACGAUGAUAAAAAAAUAAAUAAUAAUAAUUAACGAAAUAUUGUAAAGAGAAAAAUAUUUAUCAUUUUGUUUGAUAAACGACGAGAGCGAGAGAUGCUCGCUUAAUAUUAUUGUCAUUUGAACAUAGGACCAAAUCUAUUUCUCGUAUAAAUCAAUCCCAUUUAUAUUCGUUUAUCAAAAAUUCGAAUGAAUUAGAUCUAACAACUUUUUCGAGAAUUUUUAUGCGUCCGUUUCGAAUCUCUCCCCCGUGUGUAAUUUGUCGUAAAUUAAAAAAAAAAGAAAUAAUAUUAAUAAUAAUAAUAAUAAUAAUAAUAAUAAUAAUAAUAAUAAUUAAAAAAGAAAUUUUUCGUAGCAUUCGAUGAUAUCGUGUCUAAUAUGCGAAUGUAAAAUUAACAAAAAAAGAAAGAAAUGAAAAAAGAACCGAUAAGAAUUAUAAAAACUAAUAUAUAUCUAUAUCAUGCCGGUACUGCCAUAUUAUAUUAUAUUACAUGAAAUCUAACGAUUUGGCACGAACUUACACGAAUCCGCCUUAUUAUUGUUACUCUUAUAUAAAUGUGUCGUCCAUUAUUGGUCAAGUCAAGUCAAGUCGUUCAUAUAGUAUAUUAUCUUAGUAAAUUUUCAUCAUGAUUACAUAUUUAUUAAUUAAUAUUUUCUCUUCUUGUGGAGAAAAAUUUAUUUCCAAAUCCUAUUUGGAUGAUUCGGGAAAAGAAAAGUAUAAAAAAUAUUUUUUAAUUAUGCGCACAAAUUUUGUCGAUUCUUUUUAUAAAUUAAAAAAUUCUAUUAAUAAUAUCCUUAAUAACAUUUCUAAAUGUCGAUUAAAGGGACAUCUUCGUUGAGCCUACGCGAUCAAGUACCGGAACAUGAUGAUCUUUUCUUUUUAUUUUUUUUUAUUCUUACUUUUUUUCUAAUUACACACACACACACACACUCAUUUUUGUUAUUAUUGUUAUUAACUUUAACAAAAAUCAGAAAAAGAAAGCUUUUCCCUAGCUAAUUAAUUACUUAAUUCCUCUUCGAGAAGACACCUUUCGCCAUAAACAAAAAAAUAUUUAGUAAAAUAAAAUAAAAUAAAAGAGGAACCUGAAACUGAAUCGUAAUAUUUAUAUAACGUAAUAAUUAUCGCGUGUGUAUGCAUAUAUAUAUACAUAUAUAUACAUAUACAUAUACAUAUACAUACAUAGACAGAAUUGUUUGUUAGAUAGCAAUUAAUUGUUCACACACAAGGCGUCUUUGUUGAAAAUUGAGAUAUCAGAACGAUGAGAAGAAAGAAAUGAAGAUAUGAAGAAAGAAAAAAGAAAAAGAAACAAAAAAAGAACACGAAUAAGCAAAAUGGAAGAAAAGGUGUGCGAUUAUAUACCCCCUUUUCUUUUUUUUUUACAUCAAGCUCGCUAUAACACGCGUUUUAUUAAUACUCGGGAGACAUUGUCUACAAAAUUAAUUUAUAAAAAAAUAGUGAAUAUAAUAAUUGUAUGUAAUGAAAACAACAUAUUUUAUAAGAUGACUUAUCCCAUAAGAUCGCGUUAUAGCAAUUAAAAAAAAGAAAAAGAGAGAAAACUCACAUAGGCCAGGCGGACUAAUAAUAAUAAUAAUAAUAAUAAUAAUAAUAAUAAUAAUAAUAAUAAAAAUAAUAAUAAUAAAUAUAUAAUAAUUAAUAAUAAUAAUAAUAAUAAUAACAGUACUAAUAAAGAUAAGAGUAAUAAUAAUAUAAUGAUAAUAAUAAUAUUAAAUAAUAAUAAUAAUAAUAAUAAUAAUAAUAAUUUUAAGAAAUGAAUCCGAUUAAUAUUAAUAUUUAAUGAUAAUUAUUAAUUAACAAAUAUUAUUUUCUAAGUGUAAGUAUCGUUUCUGUAGUUUCUUCUGCCCCAUAAACAUAUACUAUCCACGUAAAUACACGCAAUACAGACACACACACACAUAUAUGUAUAUAUAUUGAUCACAUAACUGUGUAUUAAACGAAAUACAUAAUGUGGAUAUGUAUAUAUGUAUAUGUAUAUGUAUACAAAAAUAAUGUACGCAUGCAUUCUUCACCCGCGAACAUUGACCUCGUAUAUAAUUUUUUUUUUUUUUUUUAUUAAUUACUCUCAAAUUUAAUAAAAAAAAAAAAGAAAAAACAUCGCCUUUUAACAUUCCUGCCCAAGUACAAUGUAGUAAAACAUAUGUACGAUGACAAGAUGAGAAUUUUGAGAAUAAUUAUCGCGGGUUGCGUACAUAAAUAAUAAUAAUUAUUAUUAUUAUUAUGAUUAUUAUUAUUAUCGAAUUAAUUGAUUCAUUGUGAUUAACAAAGAAUUAACAACAAUAAUUAUUAUUAUUAUUAUUAUCGUAUUUAGUAUCGUAAAGAAUUAAACAGUGUAUGUCGUCGCUCCUAUUCUGUAAAUAAAUAUUGUAUUCUGUAA